AUGCAGACCAAGGACCAGAAUGCUGAGGCCGGAAAGACAUCAAGCGCUAUGCAACCACCUAAAGCCAAGACCGUCGAUGCUGAGAAUGAAGUUUCGGCGACCAGAAAUGCGACGCCACGAGCAGCUGAUAAGUCACGUAAAAUUUCAGAAAACAAGAAGCCGCAGACGCCCGCACGUGCUCGGUUGGAGUCGGAGGGCAAAGAGAACGACACACCAUCUUCAACGAGCAGUCGCAAGUCAAAGGAAGCAGCUUUCAAUCGACUCCAGGAACUCGCACCAGAUAUCGCCUUGUAUGAGAAGGAGAAGAAGCGAGUCGGAGGUGUGAUCUAUGGCGGGCGAAGAAAGAGCGACGAGGACAGAGUCGUGCUGAACAACGCUAAGAAACGCAGAUCAGUGGAGCCGCAGGAAGAAAGCGACGAAGACAAUGCGACGGAGGCGAAGAGACAGAAGAAGUCGAAACCUCCUAUUGCCAUGCACCUUCUUAUUACUGGAUAUCAGAAGUGGGUGGGCAACCUGAAGAAAGAGGAUGCAGACAAGCGACAACUUCGUGACCUUGGAAUCAUGGUUGUGCAAGAUGCACGAAGAUGCACGCAUCUCGCCGCCCCGUCUAUAUUGCGAACCCCCAAAUUCGUCAAUGCGCUGGCAUACGGUCCUGCGAUUGUGAACAUUGAUUUCAUCACAGAGUGUCUCAACAAGAAUGAGCUUCUGAACCCUGACGACUACCCCUUGGUGGACAAAGCCGCCGAAAAGAGAUUUGGCUUCUCUCUUGAAGAAGCGAGGACCAAGGCGAAGAAGAACAAGAACAGGCUCCUGCAGGGCUAUCAAAUCUACUGCGUUGAGACCAUCCGUGGAGGAUUUGAAGCGUUCAAGUCCAUUGUAGAUAUCAAUGGAGGGACCUGCAUCCUUUUCCGCGGAAGGGUCUCCUACCACGCGCAGCGGGAAGAGAGCGAAGAUGAUAGCUCAACUGAGAGUGGCCCCAAUCGCAGAGACGUUUACCUUCUUAGCAGUGUAUCGCCUGAACAUCAGAAGCUCUGGCCACGAUUUUCACAGUUGGCACAGAGCAUGAGCAAGACACCACGAAUCGUGCGUGUAGACUGGCUUCUGGACAUUGCCAUGUCUCAGGAGCUGCGUACGGCUGAGGGAUAUGAGCUAAAAGAAGACAUGAUUGACCAGGACGACAAGUAG
Molecule: messenger RNA, 1185 nt
Organism: Aspergillus thermomutatus
Lineage: Eukaryota; Fungi; Ascomycota; Eurotiomycetes; Eurotiales; Aspergillaceae
Exons: 2
Coding region: 1-1185 (394 amino acids)
Biological process (GO): DNA double-strand break attachment to nuclear envelope; double-strand break repair
Cellular component (GO): Cul8-RING ubiquitin ligase complex; nucleus
Source: RefSeq, a predicted model, not a curated record